AUGUCGCCUUAUUUUUUUGUUCUUCAAUUGGGGUUUUUUAUAACGCCUCUGUACGGGGCGAAAGGCGGGAGAUCCUCGGGUAGAUCGACUGGAGUUAGCUAUCCUGCUUCUCAUGGUUUGUCCGGAAAUUCGUACGUACAUUCAAAUACUCGCACUCCACAAUCUUACCCCCGUGCGACCCAAACCCACCGUUACCCGCACUCGCCAGGGCUCUCGGGACACAGGACCGAGGUACAUCACUACCACUACUCCCCUCCACAACACAUAAGCUAUGGAUCGGGCCAACAUCCCGUUUUCCACGGACAACCUCCCGUAUACGUUUACCAGUAUAGAAAUUCGGGCAGCCGAUUUGAUAACCUCUUAACCGGUUUGGCUUUAUACAAUUUGGGCAGGAUGUCGUCCAACCAUUAUCAAGAUAAUCACUUCAGGGAAUACAGAGGAAGUCCAGGUGAAAUAUGCAAACUAAGUAUCCAUAAAAAGAAUGGCGAAUACGAAGAGACGCGUAUAGAUUGCAAACUGAUGUCAAGUUUUAUUUGGGAAUCUGAACGUGAACAAAAAACGACCACUAAUGUGACUAAAACCAUCAGCGUUGUCCAGGAAGUUAUCAAGGAUGGUAAUUCGACGGUUUCAGUUCAGAAUACUACGGUAGUUGAUGCCCUUCAAGUUAAAGGACCCUCUAUUCGCGUGUCACCAGAAAUGAGUUGCUUCUUAAUUCGGGUUUUUAGAGAUACUUCGAUAAUAAAGAAAAAAGUCGAGUGUGGUCUGUUACAAGAAUACGCCACUAGAUCACUACAAUACAGCAGUUGUGUUCGAAUGUCACCGACGAUGUCAAUUACGUUUACGAUUGUAACAGUUUUCUUGCUUCAGACAUUAAAAACGUGACAAGUGUGAUUUAAUAUAAAUUUUUAUUUAAAAAAAUAUGUAAUAAAUCCAAGUUUAAAUAUCUAGUUUAUCAGAAAAUAAUUUGGGCAAGCCUUGCC
This is a messenger RNA of Melitaea cinxia (Glanville fritillary), 980 nucleotides long. RefSeq lists its product as uncharacterized. The coding region runs from base 1 to 882 and encodes 293 amino acids. The record is from RefSeq and is a predicted model, not a curated record. The transcript has a single exon. Lineage: Eukaryota; Metazoa; Arthropoda; Insecta; Lepidoptera; Nymphalidae.